Molecule: messenger RNA, 390 nt
Organism: Necator americanus (New World hookworm)
Lineage: Eukaryota; Metazoa; Nematoda; Chromadorea; Rhabditida; Ancylostomatidae
Exons: 3
Coding region: 1-390 (129 amino acids)
Source: RefSeq, a predicted model, not a curated record
AUGAGGGUAGAGGACGGGAGGCGCAAUUACGUUGUUCUGCCAGACAUGCGCGUGCGAAUAACAAAAUUUGUUUAUAUGGUUUUCUUGGCGAGAAGAAGGCGCCAUGCGGCUGCCGACGAUCUUCGUGGAACACCAUUCAAUCGCCAUAACUCUGAGGUUCUUGCAGCCGAAAAAGAGUACGGUGCUGGUUCGAAUAGCGAGCGCGAGUGGCGUGUGCUCACGUGCUCAACUGGAACCGCAAACACAAAACAACCGCCGCAAUGCGCUAUCGAACGUCGUCGUCGCAGCUUUCUCGAGAGAGCCCUUUCGGCCCCCGUAUUUUUUUUCUCAAGCCCUAUUGCCAUCCCUCAACGAACCAGCGCCGUCCAUGCAGUUCUUAUGUCAUCGUGA